GAAGAUGUCAUGCAAGAAGACAUUACAAUCCAGUCAUCCAACUUUAGAGAUAACGGCCACGGUGGAGUUUUCAUCGUUGAACCAAGUAAACACGUUGCAAUUGCGAACGUGGUACUUUCUGGCAAUUGCAAACAACGACGGUCAUAUCCAGUCCAUCAAAACAACUGUUCAUCUAUUAUUGGAGGAGCUUCAACCAUAUCUGUGAUGCACUCUAUAUUUGACAACGAUACAUUUAAAAUAACCCCAGAUGGCCGUGACGUGAGCGUUAAACAUUGUAUAUUUAGUAACAACAUUCACACUGGCUUGUAUCUUGGAUACGAUGAAACGAUUCGUGCAGCUGGCAUGACAGGCAAACAUGUGAGCGUUAACCUUACAAAAAACGUAUUUGAAAAUAUUAAAUAUGGAUUUAUGAAAAAUCCUAGUCCACGAACAAGUUUGGUUGCUGUUCGGGAUGAAUCAAUUUUUAUUGAAAACAAUACAUUUAACAAUAACUCAGAAUCAGCUGUACAGAUAUCCGACUACUAUUGCCCUACUUGUACUUCAACAACCGUAGGAAAUAUAUUUCAGAAUAACAAAAACACAUAUCUUGAAUAUGGGCGAAAUAAAAGAAUCACAAUUUCAAACAAUAACUUCACUGAGAAUUAUGGAGAAUAUGUUUUGAAUUUCAAAGAUAGUAACCAAAAAAUAGAAAUCAAUAACAACAGCUUCACAAACAACUCAAUUUUGCUUUACAACCGAAAGCGAGCCGAAGUUCCUGCAGUCGUUUCUCAAAGAUCUGAUUACUCGACAUUGGAACUGCAUUACAACUAUUUUGAAAAUCCCCGGAGUGACUUCCAAGUCGCAGUAUGGGGGAGUCGAAAUUCUUGGCCAAUUAUUUCUGAUGCCUCCUACAACUAUUGGGGUAGUCAAGAUCUUAAGUCUAUUCAGAAUGGCAUUUUGGAUCGCCAAAGACGAUACGAUUCUUUUGUUACACUGGAUAUUCUUCCCUACUUCAAUGACGGAAGCAUGACAACCACGAGUAACGAGACAGAAUCAAUAUUCUCUAGAACAAUCGGUAAUGUGAUUGGUGGCGUCAUUACAGAACAUUUAACGCUUGAUAUGACAGAAUAUAGAAUCACGGACGAUUUACAUGUUUACCCAAAUGUCACCCUGACGAUAGUAGCUGGAACAAAGUUGAUAUUUGAUGACUAUAUUGGCAUGAUUGUCCAAGGAAAACUCAUAGCCGAGGGAUCAUCGACAGAUCAAAUCGUCAUGAACGCCAGUAUAGGUUGGAUGGGGAUACGGUUUUCUCUUUCUGCAGAACGGAGCACUCUUCGUCAUAUCAUAUUUGACAAUUGUGGCAAACAAGAUGUCAGUCAAUCACCACCGGGUUGUAUUAUCAGCGAUAUUGGUAAACAUAGGAUGAACCACUUGAUAUUCAAAAACUGUUAUUCUAGCUACGCCAUUGAUUUGUACCAUUCCGACCCUGUGUAUACAACAGACGUUCAUGAUGUUCAGUCAAAUAAAGGUGUUCGUAUUCGUAGUUUGGAUACUAGAUUAACAGAUUCGAUUUUUAAUGAUGCUCCAGAGGCAAUUAGAAUUGAUCCGGAUGGAGGGUACAGUGCUCGAUCCCAAGUAUAUUUUCUAAGACAGGGUUCGCUACACAACUGUGACCAAAACUGGAGUCCGACUGAAGAUUUAUUUAUGUCUACGUCUGAGACUUUUGUCCUGUAUAAAAUGAGCCAAAGACCAUGCUUCUCUGGUAGAAUUGUUACUUUCACCACUUCGCCAAAUAGCAGAUUAUCAUUUCAACUUAUUUACAUUUACGAAUAUCAUGACGAAAGUGUAAUUAUAAUUCGUAAUGACGGCUCAACAACAGAGAUAACAGCCAAUUCCUUGAGAACAUGGGUUACUUCAACAAACAACGAACUAGAGUUCAAUUUUUCAGGAUGUAGUUCAUAUAACUGUCGUUUUAUUGCCACCAUCACGAGUGUGGAACGCGAAAGUAUUACUCCAUUCAAGCAAUCUUUGGUGAUUGAAAUUCGGAACAUAACUUCAGUAAAUCAUCACAGUUAUGGAAUUUACAUAAGAAAUUAUAUGGAUAAUAGUAACCGCAUCAAUCCCUGGAAUUAUUUUGGACAACAUUCAAUUGUUUAUACUGUUCCAUUUUAUGUAAAAAUUGUUAACUGUUUCUUUGAGAGUCCAACUCGUAACUCCAACUUCGGUAUUUAUAUGAAAAUAGAUAGGCGGAUUUUCACCAACGAUCAAUCAUUUCAAGAUUCGAAUCUACAGAUUGAAGAUGUCAUUAUUGAUAAUUCAAACUAUGGAAUUUAUGUUCGUAAACGUGGGGGACGUCAAGGCGAUAUGGUUUUGAAUGUUAAAAAUGUACAAGUGAGCAAUGCACAAUAUGGAAUGCAGUUUUACCACGCUGGCUACGAUACUUAUGACAAAAAGUUUCGCAAUCCCGAGUUACACAUUGAGAACAGUUCGUUUUCGUAUUGUUCCACAUCCUUUUACUUACAUGGCGAUCAAGCGAUGUUUGAAAUUAACAAUAAUAUAUUCCAUGACAACGCCAACAUACUUUAUUUACGUGGAAAAGAAAAGAAUCUGACCUUGUCCGAUAAUUUGAUAUAUGAUAAUAGAGGAGGUAUACGCUUCGGAAUGACAGAGCAUGCCUACAUGGAUAUCUCUUCACCAACAACAAAGUUCUUUGGAAAUAUCAUUGAGAAUAAUACAGCUAACUGUUUUAUAAACAUAGAAGGUGUACAGAAUAUACGUUUUCAAAACAAUGUGUUGAACAAUCCAUCAGUAAAUCAAGAGAUUUGCAUAAAAUCACGUUCCAAUGGCAUGAACAACCUUCUUGACUUUCGUGAGAAUUUCUGGGGCACUAUAGAGUCUUCUGCAAUAGAAAAGAGGAUAACUCACUUCGCAGACUCAAGCAGAUAUGCUAAAGUUGAGUACAUGCCCUAUUUAGAUAAACAAAAUGGUGUUCCAUUGUCUCCAGUUGAUUGUCCAUUCUCAUUCACACCGCCUACAAUCGGAGGGAUACUUUGUUCAGACACUACACUACUCCAAAACGAAAGAUACACCUCUGAAGGUGACAUAAUAGUUCCUCGUGGAAUGAUUUUAAAAGUCGGUCCUGGUACAAAAAUACUGUUCAGUCGCGGCAGCAGAAUGCUUAUCCUCGGUACUUUACAUGCAGAAGGUAACUAUUCAGACCCAGUCUUAUUUUCUUCCUUAAGUACAUGGAACGGGAUUUAUUUCUCGGUGACGGAGAGCCAGCAGCGAUCAAUCCUUACUAAUUUAAUGCUCGACAAUGUUCGCAGUUCUGGGAAUAUAGGCAGCAGCCCAGUAGUUACAAUAGUUGGUAAACCACCGAGGAUGACUGCAAUCAAUAUAGAUUGUACAAGCAACCGUUACCCAAGUGAUGGUAUCGUGGCGUUCAAUAUUUCUGAUAGGAUGGAGGUCUCCCUUGCCUUGAUUCAGAACUGUGACGGUUCAGCCAUAAAGCUAUCCCAUUUGGGGUUCCCUUACAGAAACAUUCUAGAACAAUACCACAACAUCAAAGACGAAAUCUAUGGUAUUACAAAUAUGUGUGACUACAAUGUCAAAACUUUUGAAGUGAAUGGAGCAGUGAUGGCUGUCUUUGCAUAUGGUGAAGGGAAUCAAUAUCCAUAUGAAAUGAUAUGUGCAAAAACAUUUACUUCUAUUAAUGGAAAAAAUCUUAAUUUUCGAACCAUACACCAUUCGAACUUUACAUCAUAUCUCCUACAAGCCUACAACGGAAGAAAUCUGAUACCAAGCGAGGAAUUUCUGUCUGAGAGAGUUCCUUCAGUUGAAGUUCACACGACGAAUCAAGUAACAUUUACCAUGCGACUGACGAUGACUAGGAAAGGGAAUUCAAUUUAUGCUGUAGAAGUGUACGAGGUUGACCAUUUGUUCAAAGAGUUCCCAAAACAGCGAGUUACAAUUGAAAGUAGUAUCAUCAGAAAUAAUGGCGAUGGUGUCAAAGCGGUUUUAACUGGAUCGUCCACCCCAGAUAUUCAUAUCGAAAGAUCUACAUUCAUGUCAAAUUAUAAAAGUAUUGACAUAGUUUCCGAAAAUAGCUCCAUCACUAUCACUCAUAACCAAUUCAAGAAGAAUAAAUGGAUAGCAAAUAUUCUCACUGAGUCGGACAAUGGUAACUCCAAGAUUCUUUUAGCUUACAACAACAUCACGCAAAACACUGGGCAGACUCUUGUUUAUAUCAAAGAUAAAUCUGAAAAUUUGACGGACAGUGGAAACUUUUAUAUUCUCGAUAAUGACAUCACAAACAACGCGGGUGAAACACUUUUAAAUGAGACAACAAUGCCAAUAAUCUGGAUUGAUGACAUAGAUGGUACAAUUAAAGGAAACAGUUUUGUUAACAAUAGAGGGAGUAAUCUUAUAUGGUGGAAACAAAGACAAGAAGCAUCGUUAUUCACUAAAAACCUUGUUCGGAACAACAUCGGUGAACAACCUAGUGAUAAAAUUACAAUUAUAGCGCAAGGUGUGAAUACCAAAUACAUCAAUAACUGGUUGGAAAACCCAGUAAAUACAUUUGAGAUGACGUCAGUGAUUGGUUAUCCAACAGUGCAAACAGCGAGAAAUUGGUGGGGAAAUAGUAUGUCCACGGUAGACAUCACUGCUAGAUUACGUAGUACUAAUAUUGACCACUCCCUUCCUGGUUUUCAAAUCGAGCCCAUUGCGCAGUCUCCGAAGCAAAUAUUAGGAAGUUGUGAUUUUGGGUGGAUUGACAUUAGGGGAACGUGUUACUAUGUGACUAGAGGUGCCAAUUCACACAGUUAUUCUUUGAAAAUAUGCAAGGACGCAGGCGGUGCGAUGAUGAAAUCAGAUAUCUAUCUUUUGGAUGAUAUUCUGAAAGAAGUGAACGACAAGGGUUUGGAUUCUCCCCUUAUUUGGACACGUCAGGAUUCGUUAAAGGAAUGCAAGGUGUAUGAUACACGUUCGAAAUCAGAGAAAACCACGAACUGCAGCCAUCCAUACCCAACAGUAUGUUACAAAGAACAACCAAGCCAAUGUCCAAAUAGUUGUUCCUACAAUGGUAAGUGUUUAGGAAAUAGUUGCGCGUGUGAUAGUGGUUGGUAUGGCAACGACUGUUCUGUUUAUCACUGUAAGGAUGUCAACAACUGUGGACAAUUUGGAAAAUGCUCUGGGCCGAAUCAGUGCCGCUGUAAGCAAGGGUGGUAUGGUGCAGGGUGUUCAACGAGUUACUGUCCCCGAUAUACUGGAUGUGUCGCAUGUAGCAACCAGAUUGGAUGUGGCUGGUGUGACACUUCACAACAAUGCAUGCCCGGUGGAGGAGACGCCCCAACAUUAACUACCUGUCCAGCUUGGUUUUAUUACAAUUGCCUAACCACAAAAGAACGUUCUGUUUGUUCUAAGGAAAUACAGAUAAUGGACUGCAAUGGGAAACAAUGUGAUGGUGAAAACAAUCCUUACUACAAACAAGAAAAAUGCAACCGCUGUAUAGACAUCGAAAACUGUUUCAUUGAGAAUAAUCCGUUGAGUGAUUGCAAAGUUUGGAACACCACAAGAUGUCCCGAUGGACUUCUCAAUAUCGACUAUACACACACAAGAUUUGAUAAAACUGUUUCAAAGAAUGGCGUUGUGUUUUUGGAUCCGAAAGUAACGCCACUUUUGAGAUGUCCAACAAAAACUGUUGAUGUCAUCGUUGUCUUUGAUGUGGUAUCCCUUCCACGGUAUAAUUCAAUGGCUAUAGUGUCGCCACAGGCAGGUGGAAUAGCACAUCGAAUACAGUCAUACAAGUUCUCCGAGUAUUCUUCAGGAACAUUUACAAUAAUGUCUGGUAAACCGGCAUCUUUGAAUGAUUUGGUAACCUACUCUGAUUUCAACGAACCAGUUGAACUUCGACCGGUGAAUGACAUACUAAUUGACGAACUGGAAACUGAAGACGAUUUACUUGAUCAACUGAGGGACAUGAGAGAUGCAGGGAGUAGAGUUUUCUUUACUGAUGAAAAGAUGUUUCGUUGUCUGGGGGAGCGUAUGGAUGAUUCUGCGUCGUUUGUGAUUGUAAUACCGAAUAGUGCUGAUAACAAAGCUUAUGAAAUAGGAGAUGUUUUAGUUGGAACGCCACUUGGAUACAUCGAAAGCGUUACAUCUGUUGUCCAGGAUUCCAAAAUGAGAAUUGCUAAGACAAGACUGACACAAUGUUCAAGGCAAAUGAUGUUUAAUGCUGGUAUAAUCACUCGGAAUGAAUACAAACCACACCUGAAUUGUUUAUCUGGGGAACAGAACCUUUAUGGCGGUACAGUUAUGCCUUCCUACGAGUCACAGAAUGUAGUCGAGGGGUCUUUUAUACAAGGACGGGGAACACAGCAAUUUUCAGCUAAGGUACUCGACAAAUAUUCAAGUAAUCAACAUAACUUUUACGUCAUGACAAAUGUUGUAGCAGUUAAAAAUGACAGCUCUGUCGAAACAGAAAUACUAAAGCUUUCUAGAAGAAAACGUCAAACGACUACCGAUUAUUUUAAGAAAAUUGCAGUUACUAUGAAGAAAAACAUACAAUUUAAACCCUCCAAACACAAAGGACACAGUGGUAAUUAUAAACUAACAGUCAAAUACGACGCUGGUGUGACGCUGUCACAGACUGUGACAUCUGAAAAGCCACUUAAAUCCACUCUUGGUGUCAAUCUUGAUGGGAAAUUUAACUACGAUCUUAAAAAUACCAUUAAAUGGGAACAUAAGAACACCAACACUCGUGAAAUGUCACUUUUCAAGAAGUUUAAACAAGUGAAGAAAGAAGUGCUUCUGCAAAUUGGGAGCAACCUGUUUGUCCCAGCGAAGCUCGUAAUGAACUCAAAAUUGAAGUACUCAGCGAAGUCACAGAGUGCUGGUGGAAGGGAUUUGGGAUCAUCUGCAUCAAACAAUGUUGGAGUUGGGGUUGGAUUCUACAAGGCGUCUGGAACUUCUCAUUUCGCAAACGUCAACCUUGAUAUUCAAAAACCUGUACAGGAAGGACCGUAUUUAUUAGACAAUAAAACAGGGUCAAUUGAUGUGAAAUCAAUUCUUCAAAACACACUGACGUUCAGAUAUCCCUCGGGAAAUACUGCGCAACCGGAGGAACAAGAAUGCCCAGCAGAGAUUCUUGGGAAUCAAUUUUGUGAAGAUGAAGGUGAAACAGUGACGGACUUCAAAGUGUCCUUUAAUUUGCCCAUACAUUUGGAUGGGAUCAUUGAUUCGUGUUCAGACUACUGCAACCAAUGUGGAAAGAGUCAGGGUUUUGUAGAUACUGCAUCUGGAAUAGGGGAAAUAACCGGGUUUGUAAAAGCCUCUAGCUUUACAAACUUAGAUGAACAUUUCAAAUCAGAUGGAAACUUAAUAACUGCAAGGCAGUGCUUCAAAACACCUUCCCAGUGUUCUUUAGCCCCAAACACACAGUGUUGUAAAUGUCAAGAAGACAACGGUGUUAUCAUGAAUGGUAAAUGUAUUUGUGACACAUGUCCUGGUGGUAUUAUGAAAGAACAAAUAGGAGGCAGUGGGGAACCGGUAUGUAGUUGUGAGUGUACUGACGGAUCUGUGUCACAACUUCUUCCAGAUGGCAGAUGUGAUUGCCCAUGUACAUGUGCUGAUGGUAGUAUCUCCAACAUGGAUCAGAAUGGAACAUGUUCGUGCGGCUGCACGUGUAAUAAUUGCCAGCACUCUGUUAUUACUCAGAAUGGAUGCCAUUGUCCCGAUGAUUUAUGUCCUACGUGUGAUGUCAACGAGGAAGUCAUUUGGCGUAACUGUGAAUGUUCAUGUGUUGCUAAACAUCCAUGCGGAAUCGCACCCGGCUGUGUCCCAGGCCGAAGAGGAAAAAGUUGCGACCAACCAGAAUGUGGAACAUGUCAAGAUUGUUCUGGAAACGGGUUUUGUACAGCUUCCCUGGACAGUUGUUCAUCUAGCUGCCAAUGUGGUGCCCAAUGGAGAGGAGCAUGCUGUGAGUUCAGAAUACCAACUGCAGGAGGAGGCGAUCCUCAUCUUCAAACUCUAGAUGGUGUGCGAUAUGACUUCCAUGGCAUAGGUGAGUUUUGGGAUUGCAAGAGCGAGGCCAAUGCUUUUGGUAUUCAGACACGAAUGUUUGGAUAUCGCAACGCAUCUCUCAUCGGAGGGGUGGCGAUUAAAGCGGGUGAGAACAUUGUGACGCUGGUGACACAUCAACCAGCAGAUGAGAGCACAUUACCAGUUAUAAGAUUAAAUGGUGAAGUUGUUGAUGUUGCAAAUCAAACAGUAGAUUACAAGAUAAGUGAUGACGUACAUAUGGUAAUAACUAAUAGCAACGGCAGUGAUGACAGUGUCAUGUUGGUAACUCUUCAAUAUAAUACAGGUGUAAUGGUCAGUACAUAUCUUAGAUACAGUGCUAAGAUGAAGCGGCAGUAUUUGAAUCUGGUCCUUCAGCUAACAGCUGCAUUCUCUGGAAAGACAUCGGGUCUAUGUGGCCUCAUGGAUGAUGAUCAAAGCAAUGACUUCACUGGUGCAGAUGGAAAGUUGUACAACACAACCUCUGUUAUACAAUUUGCUGAAUCAUGGAGAGUUGGGGGUUCCAAACAGAAUACUUCUGGCCUACAAGGUUCCUGGACAUGGACGUCAUCUAACUUCCACAACCUUGACAUACUCGGCCCAAGCUACACCGAUAAAACACUGUAUUCUCCAGUAUAUGACAUACGGGAAUUUCCUGAUUACCAAAUUAAUGCAAGUCGAGAAAUAUGUUCAUCAAAGAAAAUCAGCGAUGAAAGGCUACUUGAAGAAUGUAUCUUUGAUGUCUUGGUAACUGAAGAUUCAACAUUUUCUACACAAGAGUAUCUGAAAUCAGACUGCCCCGGUCAAUGUAGCGGAAGAGGCGAAUGUAUAAAUUCAACAUGUCAGUGUACAUCAGGAUGGGAAGGUGACGCCUGUGACAUUGGUAUGUGUAAGGAGCCCUGUAUACAUGGCAACUGUUCCCUUGGAUUCUGUACCUGUAUUGCCGGAUGGGAUGGGCCAACAUGUAAUGAAUUAGCUAAUUGCAGUGCCGUGGAUAAUUGUACAGAUACGGACCACGGCCACUGUGUGAAACACAACGUGUGCAAAUGCCAGUUGGGAUUCACAGGGGCCAAUUGCAGUGAGACCGCUACUUGUUUCAACGUGAACAACUGCACCAACAAUGGUAUUUGCGUUGACCAUGACGUAUGCAAGUGUGACGUAGGGUGGAUGGGAGAUGAGUGCUACAAGCCCUCAUGUGAAACACUCAACUAUUGCAAUGAGCACAACCAACAAGGUACUUGCCAGGGAUAUGACAUUUGUUCAUGCGACGAUGGCUGGAGAGGAACAUCCUGUUCAAAGCCAGUAUGUUCGCAAGUGUCGGACUGCUCCGGACAUGGAAUGUGUCAUUUACCAAAUGUUUGCCGUUGUGACCCAGGGUUCUAUGGUGAAUCCUGCCAAGACACUAUAGAUUGUCCAGAAUUAGAUCAUUGUUCUGGGCAUGGGAUAUGUGUGCAAGAUGGAAGUAACAAAACGUGCAUUUGUGAUACUGGCUUUACUGGAGCUCACUGCGAAGAUGUGGACUGUUCUAGCCUGAAUAACUGUUCCGAUCAUGGCGUGUGUACUCAACCAAAUAUCUGCACGUGUGAGGACGACUAUACAGGCGAUGACUGCUCACGUUGGUCCUGCAAAUGGCUACUUUAUUGUUCGGGAAAUGGCAACUGCACGGAGAUGAACAAUUGCUCGUGUGAUGCCGGAUGGUCUGGGGCAUUAUGUGAUAUAGCUGAUUGCUCUUUGAGAAAUAACUGUUCAAACAAUGGCUUUUGCGAAGCUCCUAAUAUCUGUACAUGUUCAGGAACAUUCGAUGGAAUGAAUUGUGAUACGGACAUAGGACCUAAUAUCCAUGUCCCUGUCUUCACUGCUACUUAUUACACUGGUGUUGUACCAGAGGAGUCGCCCAUUGGAACGAAUAUUCAUUUUGAGAGUAAACUAAACGCAACUGAUGAAGAUACGGGAAGAAACGCGAAAUUAAAUUUUAGAUUUUCCGAGCCAAAUAGACUGUUUCUAAUUGAUAGAAACACAGCUGAGAUUAGAACGGCGGUAGUGUUUGACAGGGAGACAAUGUGGAAUGAUACAAUGAUAAUUGAGGUUAUUGUUGAGGACAGUGGAUCACCAUCGAAAUCUUCUAGUGCAACGAUUACGAUUCAAGUUACAGAUAUUAAUGAUAAUCGACCAGCGUUUGAAGAUGCACCAGACAAGCCGAUACCCGUGAAACUAUUCAACUCCACACAAAUCGAGUUCGUUACAACAAUACGUGCCACUGAUCUUGACAGCGAGGAAAAUGGCAGAGUUAAUUAUUACAUCGACACUAAGACUGAUCAAGAUGCCAAAGAUCUAUUCACAAUAGAUUCUUCAACGGGAGUUGUUCACGUUGACCCAUCGUCUGGUAAAAUACAAUGGAAAGUCUACCGUUUGUGGGUUGUUGCAGCCGACAAUGGUUCAAGUAUCACAUUACGCAGUAUUCACCUCGUAGAAGUUUCCUUAUAUGGAGAUUUCUACAUCGUCUACACGAACCCCCCUCCAGUGUCUACAACAACAGUGACCACGCCAUCACUGACAACAGUUGACCUGACAACGCUUACGUCAUCCCUGCCAACAACGACCACAACAAACGAGGUAGCAAUAACAGAAAUAUACAGAUGCAAAGAUGGAGAGCUUGUAAUUGGCGGCGUCUGCACAAGUUUAUGGUUAGUUGUCGGGGUACCAGCUGGUGUAUGCUUCCUUCUAUUGUUGACUGCAAUAUGCAUAGUUCUUGUGGUCAUCCGUAAAAGAAAAGGACACAAGGGAAAACAAGUUGACGGAAAUAGAGAGGCGGGCUACGACAACCCAGCAAUGGAACGUGAUGCGUUGUACAUGACUAGCUUGCCCAGCACGAGCCGUG
Owenia fusiformis is the source of this 10915-nucleotide messenger RNA. Lineage: Eukaryota; Metazoa; Annelida; Polychaeta; Sabellida; Oweniidae. The record is from the annotation of a GenBank genome assembly.